Molecule: messenger RNA, 2656 nt
Organism: Rhopilema esculentum
Lineage: Eukaryota; Metazoa; Cnidaria; Scyphozoa; Rhizostomeae; Rhizostomatidae
Source: RefSeq, a predicted model, not a curated record
ACAAAGACAUAGCCUAGACAUUCUAACUUGCACACCGAGAAGUUGCUGUUGCGGCAACGAGUGUUCUGUGAGAAGCUAUCGUUGUAAAUAUUACUGAAAAGACAGUAUUUGAACUUUGAUUUAUUUGGUGAAGUAGUAAGGAACGACCGUUCAAGAUGUAUGGCCGAUACGUAGUUGCUUUUUUUCUGCUCGUUUGCAUUGGAUGUUUCACAGAAUGCAGAAGUGGCUGGAAGACAUCAAAGAAUGGCUAUUUUGUCUACAAGGCAACCAGCAAUGUUAGCCUGUCUGAGACAUUAAAGAUCAACGGCACAUUUUCUGUCAAGCAAUACAGCCGAAACCACAAUGUUCUCCUUGCAGUAGAAGAUUCAAAUGGAAAUUUGGCCUUUCAAGUCUCUUUUGAUAACGGAUGGUCAAAAAUCACAACAAAAGACAAUUCUGGCAGAAUUGUUCAUUCAAAGAAGCAGAUGCAAACAACAAACUUCGGGUUUCCUUUUUUCUUCGAAAUAAUUUUCACUCAAAAGAACGAAUCUUCAAGAUAUUUGAAAAAGGCUAUACAGGUACGGGUUUUGCACAGUGAGCAAAUGACGCAAACAUGGGAAUCAUACGAAGGUGCAAAAUGGAAUUUAGAAAAUGCCACACUUUACAUUGGUGGAUACAAGCCCACAGGUGUUGAUUCUGGUGAUUUCUUCGAAGGCUGCAUUUCUGGUGUGAUGUUCCAAGGCAUUGACAUUAUCGGCAAAUAUUUCCAGCAAUACCCAAGCAACACAAAUCCAGUGAGAGGCAGUGGGGUCAUUGGUGCAUUCAGUAAUGUGUCUCAAACUUGCGACGACAAGAACUCAAGUUCUCUAGGAAAGACUCCUUGCUGGAAAACUGACGACAAAUGUGGUCUCUCCUACAAACUGACGCCUGUGAAGUCAAAUAAUGUGAUUUUAAAUUUCACAAUGAAGUUCUCGACAAAAAUAUUUAGCCAGAAGAAUAAUGUGCUAUUUGCUAUUGAAGAUGCUGAUGGAAAGUUUGCAUUGCAACUUUCGGCCUAUACAGUAUUUCUGAAUGCAAGAUAUUUGAAUACUGCCGGAGGUUUUACGACAACUGGGAAUGAAAUCCUUGGUGUGAGCUCAGGAGCAGUUAUCUCUCAAGAGAUUUUGAUCAAGCAAGACAAUAGCUUACAAAAGCCAUACAUCUAUUACAAUGUUAAACCCACGUUGUCUAUAAAAAGCACUUUAGUUAAGCCUCCAAAUCUUUCGAGUGUAACAGUGUAUAUUGGUGGCUACAGUAAAACGGGUGGAGAUGGUGAUUUCUUCGACGAUUGCAUCCACAGCGCUUUUAUCAAUGGUGUAGAUGUUGUUGGUACCUACCUGAGUGGAGGAAGCCAACAAAUUGUCACCAAAGACUGCUUUUUGAAACCUACACUGAAUCCUACAACCAAACCAAGUGAUGCUAAUCUUGUGGCAGUGGCAUCACCCUUGCUUAUUUUUAUGCUUGCAGUUUCUCUCUUUGGAAUGUGAUUUCUUGAUUUCAUAAUAUUUCAAUACGUUAGAUGCAAGAAAAGCAAUGCUUUUGCUUUUUAUUAAAAAGAUGCUUAUAAUACGCUGAAACACACACACACACAAUAUGCUUAUUCAUUUAAAAUUAUUGGAUUCAUUUCAUUUCAAAGGAGAAGGGCCAUAGGACAGAAGCGUUUGGCUAUCUUUUAUUAACAAUGCAAUCUGCUUGACAUGUAAGGAGCAUUUUCUUCUGAACCCUUUUGCAGCCCUUGUAUUUUUCAUCGCUUUCCGUAUAUUUAAAGGCGGUUGGGCUGAAAUCACAUAAAAUUAACUCCCCGGAUCUUUCCGAAAAUUUAUAUUUGAUUUCUUUACGAACUACGAGAAACUCUUAAGAAGUUUGGCUAUUUGGAUUAUAUCGUGAAAAUGUGAGUUUAAUGAAAAUAUCGGCCUAGUAAAUUUUGCUGGCUGGUCAGAAGACAUAGGCAUGAUUGUAUAAAUCUUAUUAAAACCUGGACGGCAAAUUUAAAUAAACAUUGGCUUGACUAUAGAUUGAUUAAAUGAUAUCUACCAAUGCAUUUUUCAAAAAGAACUUGCGGAAUUGUUUUUCUUCCUUUUGUUUGGAGUGUCUAUAGUGUUCAUAAAUUUGACGUCACGAAAAAGCUAUUCUAACAAUUUUUUAAUAUUUACCACAUAACAUAGAAAUAAUCUUUUUAAUACUUCCGGGUGAGAGGUAUCCAAAAAAAGAAUUGCAAUUUUCUAACGGAUCACUGUUAUUUGGCUCUAUUAAAAAAUUAUGAACAGACACAAAAUUAAAGAGGUUUGAUUCAGGCAAGAGCAUUUGCUCAUCUGGCCAUAUCUCCGCCAAUUCUUGAAAUUCUUCACUGAUUUUUUGUAUCAGGGUGUGUUUCAGGAUGCGGUUUCAAGUUGUGGGAUCGAAAUCUGAAGUUUUAGAAAGGGUUGUUGUGACUUCAUUAUUUAAAAACUCUAUUGGCUGCUGCUGCCUGGUUAUACUUAAAGUUUUGAUGAUCAGGAGCUGUUUUUUGCUUGUGCCAAUAUGCUUAAUACAUACUGUUGGUAAAAACGAAUAAUUAUUGCUUUGAUGAUCCGAGGCUUUUUAUUUGCUUGUGUCAAUAUGCUUAAUACAUGCUGUUAAUAAAAACGAGAAAUUAUUA